AUGUUAGAUAAUUAUUUUUUAAUACUAUGGAAAUAUAUUAAUAUAGGAGUACUUGUUAUAUUAAGUCAUAAGUCUAUAAUAAAUUAUGUGGGGAUAUCUUUUAUAUGUAAUGGGGAAACUUCAGUAUCUGAUACUUUACAAUUAGAAUAUAAUACAGAUUCUUACAGUAGUAUAACCUCUCCAACUUUAUCUUCAAUAGAAUAUGAUAAAUCAGAUACGAGUUCUAAUUAUAUGGAUGAUAAUCUUAAUAAUCUAAAUGUACUUGUAAACAGAUUAGAUAUUCCAAUUUAUAAGAAAACAAAUCCUAAUACAUUUAAAUCAAAUAAAUAUAUUUCAUUUAAUACAAUUGAAGAACAUUCAGAUGAUGAUGUAGAUAUUACAAAUGUAUUCAAUAAUUUAAUGAAAGAAAAUCUUAUAAAAGAAGAUCAAUUUAAAUAUGUAGAUAAUAUAAAAAAUUAUAAUAUUAGAACUCCAAAAUAUCAGUUAGCUCAUGGAGCAUCUUAUAAAAAAGAAUAUGAUAAAUAUCUUAGAAAAGAUAAAUUUAUUGUUCUUAUGAUUACACUUAAACCUUUUUUUACUGAUAAUUAUAAUACUGUUGUUAAUCCAAAUAUUACCUUAAAGGUUGAUAGUAAUAUAAAAGUAAAUUUACUUAUAAAAAAAAUUGAAGAUCUUUUUAAAAGAUUCUUUUCAAAUUAUAGAAUUAUAGAAAUUAUACAUAUAAGAAGUCAUCUAAUUCUAUCAGAUAUACCUCCAUAUAUUAAAAUUAAUAGUAUUGGAAUAAAAACUGGAGAUAAUAUAUUAAUAAUGUAUAAGAAUAUUAGUGAAGAUUUAUCACUUAAUGAGAAUAUAUUACUUGAAGAAAAUAUAUCAAUUGAUGAAGAUAACUUGGGCAAUGAAUUACCAUUAACACCAAUUAUAGAAUUAGAAUCAGAUAAUAUAAAUAAUGAUAUUACUCAAUCAUUAGAAUAUCCUCGAUUAGAUGAAGAUAAAAAUGAAGUAAUAAAUGAACAAGAAUUAAUAUUAGAUAAUAAUACUAUAUCUAAUUCUGAAAUAUAUAUACAAAAUUAUACAACAAAUAAUAAUUUACAAGCUCAAUGUUUUUAUAUAUUAUAUAUUGAAAGUAUAGAUUCUUUAAAGUCAUUUAAUAAAUCAAACCUUCAUAAUAAAGAAAUAAUUAGAUUUCAGGAAGACAAUAAUUGUACAUUGAAAGGACUUUUACAAAUUUUAAAGGCUGUUAUUGAGAAAAUAAAUACAAAUUUUGAUGUAUUAGAACUACGCCAUUUAAAAACAAAACAAGAUUUACUUAUUCAUAAAGAUCUCUCUAUUAUAUUAUCAGAUAUUGGAGUACAAAAAGGUGACGAGAUAUCUGCAAUUAUACUUGAUAAAGGUACUCUGAUCCCAACUUCUAGAUUAGAGAAAAUAAAUCAAAUAAAUAUUAAAGAUAAUCAAUUAAAGAAAAGUGAGAAACUAGUUAAUAAAAAAAACAAAAUAUUUUCUUUAAUAGUAUAUAUUCGAAAUCCUAAAUUUAAUAGAAAUUAUUCAAGAGGAUUAUUUAAUAAUACUACAGACUUGAAUUUAAAAUUUUAUAAACAUUUAAAACUAUAUUUAAGUAAUCAUAUUACUGUUAAGAAUCUUAUAAAGAAAGUUAUUAUGUAUCUUAAAUUUCCUAUUCAAGUCCAUUCUUUAUUAAUAUGUGGAGAUUCAUUUGUAGAUACAUCAAUUGAUAUUCCUAUAUCUUUAUUACCAACUAGUAUUUGUAAUUUAAAUAUUGAAGAAAUUAGAUCUAAAUAG
Cryptosporidium muris RN66 is the source of this 1791-nucleotide messenger RNA. RefSeq lists its product as uncharacterized. The record is from RefSeq and is a predicted model, not a curated record. Bases 1 to 1791 code for a protein of 596 amino acids. NCBI's taxonomy places the organism in Eukaryota, Apicomplexa, Conoidasida, Eucoccidiorida, Cryptosporidiidae. The transcript has a single exon.